AUGCACAAAGUACAACCCCUCAUCAAUUCAAUCCCCGAAAAACUCCAAGCUAUUACCUCAAUACUAGUAACCGGCUCGUCAAUCUCCUAUUUCAGCGCCAUAAGUCUGGGACGAAAGAGUAGCGAUGUGUGUUCUACGAUCUAUAAAGCUAUUGCUAUGUACGAACAAGGUUUCACACCUACCCAAUCCGAAGCGGAGAUCCUCCUCGAAGCCAUGACAGAAGUAGUAGAGCUGACCGAGAAACAAUUAUCCUUAUUAGCUGCGACGAAACCGGUGUUUGAUAAACUAUGGAUUACCGGAGUGGUGAGGAAAAACACAACAAGUUUAGGGGUCGCAAGCGCCAAACUAUCCGAGGUGAUGAGUAGGGUUGAGCCGGAAUAUUUGAGAGAACCUGGUCGGACGUUGGAAGAUAGAAGAAAGGUUGCCUUUGAGAAAACUGUAGCUGUGUAUGGAAAUGGAAAUGCACAGAACGGGGAAGAUAGAGAGGGUCAGGGUGUUGAAUAG
This is a messenger RNA of Sclerotinia borealis F-4128, 504 nucleotides long. NCBI's taxonomy places the organism in Eukaryota, Fungi, Ascomycota, Leotiomycetes, Helotiales, Sclerotiniaceae. The record is from the annotation of a GenBank genome assembly.